AUCAAAGAAACCAUCAACCAACUUUGCAAAAGAAUCACCUAAAGAAGACGGUCGGGAAUCUGGAAUAGAUCCGGAUACAUUAGAUGAAACAUCGACAUCAAUGAUUGGCAAUUCUUUAAGUUUGAAUGAUAUGAAAUGUACUACUAAUGACCUUAGUAAUACUACUGAAGUAAACAAACCAAGUGUAAUUACAAUAUUAAGACGAUUAGCAAGAUAUUUAGCUCUACGAAUAGCAAAUAAACGUCAUAGCCUAGCUACGGCAAAUCAACAUGUUGCAAGAAAUGCCAUUGAAGAAAAACUUUUACGAUGUAGAUUAAGUGAAUUAAAUAUUGAUUAUCAUCAUCAUCAUCCGCAUCAUGAUGAUCAUUUAGUGAAUAGUUGGAAUUCAUUUAAUUCAAUGGAUAUAAAUUAUGGUACUAUUGUUAAUCGAUUUGAUCGAUUACAUAAUAAUACAAUUGCUGUAAUACAAUUAUUAUGUCAAUUAGCAAGACGUUUAGCUAUAUUAGAUGGACAAUUAUAUUGUUUAAAUAAAAAUCAAUAUAAUGAUAAUGUAAUAUUAUUAUGUAAUAAUAAUAAUGAUCCAUUAUUACCUUGUAAUCAUUACACAACCUCAUUAACAAAUGAUACACCAAAAACUAUGUCAAAUCACUUAUUGAAUGAUUUCAAUGAUAAGGAUAAUGAUAAUGACGAUGGGAAUAGUCAAUGUGAAUUAAGUAUAACACAAUUGAAAUUAACAUCAUCAUCAUCAUCAUAUACUACUAGUAAAGAAUUAGAACAAUCAUUUAAUGAUCAACAAUCUAUAAUGAAUACAACACAAUUUCUUAGACAACGUGUUACUGAAGCCAUGGAAUUGAAUUUUUAAAUUGGUUUGUAUUAUCACAAGUAAGUUAUGUAAUCAAAGAAGAAGAAGAAGAAUAAAACGUCAGUCAUUGAAAUGAUUCAUUGAAUUAACUGUCUUACAUAUUCAAUAUAAGUUGAACUCUAGUUGUCAUGAAUUCUGUAAAAGUUACAUCUUGAAAUGAGUUACGAAUGAGCACAUAAUUAGUAUUAUGUGGAUGGGAAUUUGUGGAGAUUGUAGUAAGAUAGUUAUUGACUUCAGACGAUUGAUGAAGGAUUGUGAAAGAUUAUGGAUUGAUUGAAGUUAGAGAUUAACAUCGAUUGAUGUCGACUCAGUGGUUAAAAUGUUAAGAGUUCGUGCUUGAGAUCGAAUGUCCUGAGUUCGAAUCCCUUUGGUGUGGGAUGAUGGAUGUGCACUGCUGAGCAGUACCAUACUAGAAGGAAACAGCCUUAAAACAAUGCUUCCAAUUUUCAGUUGUUGGUCUAGCUUAUAUCAACACCUGAAUUCAACUAUAAAUAUUUUG
Molecule: messenger RNA, 1361 nt
Organism: Schistosoma rodhaini
Lineage: Eukaryota; Metazoa; Platyhelminthes; Trematoda; Strigeidida; Schistosomatidae
Source: the annotation of a GenBank genome assembly